Molecule: messenger RNA, 2856 nt
Organism: Hylaeus anthracinus
Lineage: Eukaryota; Metazoa; Arthropoda; Insecta; Hymenoptera; Colletidae
Gene: Ypel
Product: protein yippee-like 1
Exons: 6
Coding region: 638-982 (114 amino acids)
Source: RefSeq, a predicted model, not a curated record
GCGUACGGGUCAUCGUAUACCGUCCCGCCUGCGGACGAACCGAAAUAAAUCGAACGACGCCGAGGCGAUCAGAAGUACGGUGCUCGCUGGACGCGACUGUUUCGCGUUAGUGAUGAUCAAAACGAGUUGUCGUGGUCGUUGUUUGCGGCAUUUCGCGAAAACGAGGGAACCGUGAUCCGUGAUCGAAGGCUCGAGGUGCAGAGAAGGCCGAGGACACGCGUCGUCGCUCGUUGCCGCGGCCACGGAUGCAUAUGGAGGACUAUGUCACAGGACGGUGUUUUAAAAAAUGUUCUUGCGGUGCACGCGCGUUAUUACAGAGGUGUCCCCGAACCGGCGCUGUCUGAACCAGCUCAACAGCUGAUCGGAGUACGAAGCGGCGGUGAACGGGGCCACUAUUGCACCACCACCCCGCGAUUGGAAGAAAUUCAAUUCAAUAAUCGCCGCUGGUUAACGGCCAGACGUUUGCCACACACGGGAGGAAAGGGUCUCGACGACACUUGAUAAGCGAGAAGGAGGAGAAUCGACGACAGCGACGACGACGACUACAAAGGGAAAAGAGGCAAAAGAAAAAAAAAAAAAGGAAGACGACGGACAAGGGCGAGAGGAGAGGUCUCUUUGCUUGCUUGGACACGCCAUCAUGGUCAAAACUUUUCAAGCAUACCUGCCCUCGUGUCACCGCACUUACUCGUGCAUUCACUGCCGUGCUCACCUCGCCAACCACGACGAACUCAUCUCUAAGUCCUUCCAGGGCAGUCAAGGUCGUGCCUAUCUCUUUAAUUCCGUAGUGAACGUGGGCUGCGGUCCUGCGGAGGAGCGAGUUCUGUUGACUGGGCUUCAUGCCGUCGCUGAUAUUUACUGCGAAUGUUGCAAGACCACCCUCGGGUGGAAAUACGAGCACGCGUUCGAGUCGAGUCAGAAGUAUAAAGAGGGCAAGUUUAUAAUCGAGCUUGCUCACAUGAUCAAGGAGAAUGGAUGGGAAUAAAUCGUCCAGGGGAAGGACAACGGAGGUUCGCCCCGAUGCAGAGAUACCCAUCGAACUUUCCUCGACGACGACGACGACGACGACGACGACGAUACGCCUACAAUGUUGUUCUAAUUGCAAUGUGCGGCCCCCUCCCCUCUGUCAAACCACCAACGAAAGUCUGUGAUUUCAUUUGUGAUUUGUAAUCUUAGUAACUUUUUAUGUUUCGGACAAUUCGACGUUGUUUUUCGUUCUUUCCGAUCGACUCAUCGAACAACAAACGAUGACACCGGCGAUCCGCUGCGUCGCGGAUCGGACAUACGAAGGAGUAUUGUAAAGAAAUUAUUUUUCAAAAAAGAAAGGAAAAACACAAAACACAAAACGAAAAAAAAAAAAGAAGUAUGUAUAACAAAGAAACGAUAGAGUAUAAGACCGAGAUGUCGUUAAGAGGCGACGGUGAAUAUGAUGACGAUGAAGGUGCCAUGGUGGAGAAGAUGAGGAAGAGAGAUCGGUCCGUUCGAACAGUGGGGUGCCCCACCUAAUUUUUCAAUUCAUUUCAUCCUCGCAAUACGUUUACCCGCGAAAUGUCGACGAUAAAUGGUAAAAAUUAUCGCGCGGGGCACCCCGAUCGAUCAGUUUUAAUCCGUUAUGCACCGGAGCAGCGCAAGUGCCACAGACUUUGCUGGACUGACUGCCUGCCUGCCGCGUCUAUCAUUGGAAUUUCACUGCCGAUAUUCCUAAUAUUAAUUAAGAAUUGCUGCGCCGCGUGUAGUUGGCGACGCAGCGGUGGUAGUUUUUAGUAUAGCUUACGAUAUAGCGUACUAAAGCCUAUGUUACAAUAUUAUAGGACCUCAUGGACAUAGAUACUAAGGAAUACGUAAGAGAGUGAUGAUAUUGAAAGAUGAAGAGAGUGAGAGUGAGAGAGAGGAUAGAAAGGUAAAGGUCUGGUUACUCGUGUCGCGUGUACAUGUUUGAUUUUAUGUUCACCAUGCCUGCCAAACUGUCUGUUUGUCUGCCAGUCGCCAUUACUGUUAGUAAAAAAAGAAAACAACAAAAAAAAAAAAGUAACAAGAAACGUACCGUAUUCUAACAUGUUCACGUUUUCGUCGGCUCUCGCAGGGUGUGGUAUGACUGAAUAAUAUUUUUUUGUUGUGAAAAAAUCAUUUGGACUGCGCCUUCCUAUGCACGCUCUAUGAUAUAUUAAAAGUAAACGAAACAAAAGAGUUUAAAACAAAAAAAAAAAAAUACGGAACAAGGUAAUUGCUCAUUACUUUUUAAUAAUCGAUCUCAUUUGUAAAUAUUAAAUAGAGUUCAGUGUGACAUCGUGGAUCACUACUACCGAAGCGAAACCUACGCCCGUUGGUUCGCUCUCUCGAAGCUCGAAUGUACGAUUGAUUUUUCAUCGAUCAUUAAACAAAGAAAACAAAAAUUCAACGUUUGAUAUCGAUCCAUCAUUUUUCACGGUAGACCAGUAUGUGUCGCAACGGCAAGACACAACGGCAUUCUGAUACAAUUAAUUUUCCAUCGGGUAUCGUAUCACGAAGAUAGCUUGCGUGAAUUGAACUAUUUUACUGACUCUUAGGCGGCUUUCUCGUGCUACCCCUUCGUUACUUUCCUAUGUACAAAAAAUUUACUCGACGUUUAUACCUUGUAGACAUCGAAAUUGGAAACCUUUUAUUUACCCUUUGGGAAUACAUAUUUUAAAUAACAAAAGUAUUCAGCGUUCUUUCCUAUUACAUUAAGGACGUAAGCGGCAAGUAACGUGCAGACGCGAAAAGAUUUAUUUUUAUUUCGAUAACGGGACUAAUCGAGCAAACAAAAGAAAGAAAUGUACAAAAUUGAUCAGUUCUGAUCGAGGUUAGACUUCUCGAUAAGCAUAGAUUGAGUAAUGGACA